AUGGAUGAGUUGAAGGCUUUCAACAAGAAAGCUCACUUAUGGUUGUCAAAGAUUCCUCCUUUACAUUGGUCAAGGGCUUAUUUUUCAGGGAGGGCUGUGUCUGAUAUAGUGCUUAAUAACAUGUGUGAGGUUUUCAAUGGAAAGAUAGUAGAAGGCAGGGACAAGCCUAUCAUAUCAGCCCUUGAAUACAUAAGGGAGUAUCUAAUGAGGAGAAUAGUAACUGUGUUGAAUGUAAUAGAGAGAAGUGAAGGCUUGCUUACACCCAAGGCAACAGAACUUUUUGAAGGGAUCAAAAGAGAUGCAACCGCUUACCAUGUUCAGUGGAAUGGGGGGGGGGAUUUGUAUCAGGUUAGUGGAAAGCCAAAUCAUGCACGUGUAGUGAAUUUGGCUGCAAGGACAUGUAGUUGCAGAGCCUGGGAAAUAACAGGAAUGCCAUGCAGACAUGCUGUGGCUGCAAUUUGGGAGAAAGCUGCUAAUGGGGGCAGGGUGGGAGCUUUGGAGAGUUGGGUACAUCCGGUUCAUACAAUGGAGAGGUGGAAACAGGUGUACUCUUUUAGGGUGAACCCUAUCAAUGGUAGGACUUUAUGGACAAGGGUAAAUGCUCCAACAACGAUUACACCCCCAAAACAUCACACCCAGGUUGGUAGACCCAAGAAAUUAAGGAAAAGAUCUGCUGUGGAGCUUGAAGAGAUGACCCAAUCAGGAAGGCUGUCCAAAAAGCACACUAAAGGUGCAUGUUCAAAGUGUAAGAAGACUGGACAUAAUUCCAGGACUUGCAAGGGUCAAGGUGAAGCUGCCAAGACUGGCAAAUUAGGGAAGAGUGGCAAUGCAGGGAAGAAAAGGAAGGCAGCAGCAAACUGA
Molecule: messenger RNA, 861 nt
Organism: Helianthus annuus (common sunflower)
Lineage: Eukaryota; Viridiplantae; Streptophyta; Magnoliopsida; Asterales; Asteraceae
Exons: 3
Coding region: 1-861 (286 amino acids)
Molecular function (GO): nucleic acid binding; zinc ion binding
Source: RefSeq, a predicted model, not a curated record